Messenger RNA from Haliotis rubra (blacklip abalone), 2387 nucleotides. Its product is annotated as centromere protein K-like. NCBI's taxonomy places the organism in Eukaryota, Metazoa, Mollusca, Gastropoda, Lepetellida, Haliotidae. Gene Ontology annotation, cellular component: nucleus. The transcript has 2 exons. The record is from RefSeq and is a predicted model, not a curated record. Gene Ontology annotation, biological process: mitotic sister chromatid segregation; kinetochore assembly. Bases 176 to 1015 code for a protein of 279 amino acids.
AGCGAUGAAUGGAGUUCACGUCCGAUUAAUCCGCAAUGUAGUUAAAUUGUUGUCGUUUCCGGUGGCGGGAACGAUGAUAAUCAUUGACUAUGUCUGGGUGUUAGCUGUUUUGUCGCUUGCUCGGGUACUUCUACACCAAAAUUUAUAAAGAAUGUGACCUACAGAGACACUGGAAAUGGCAAGUUUGCAAGAGGAGGAAACUCCACCUGAUAAAGAUAGCACACCUGGGACAGAUGAAGCUGUAGCAGAACUGAAGCAAGUCUGUCAAGAGAAGUGGGAGGUUGUUAAGACAAACCAUCAAUUAAUAACAAAAAACGGUGAUCCAAAAGCUGUAGGUGAUCAUUCUCCCCUAUUAGCAAUUUUGCAAGAAAAGGAGAAACGAGUGAAGGGUGAGAUUGAGACCAUCAAAAAGUCAAAACCUAGUGUUUUACCUGAAAAUCCUGACAUCCUCAGGGAAGUGUUGAGAAAAGACCUUGCUAAGAGUAUAUCACAACUGCAGGAAGUGUUUACCUUGGUAAAGAGUCAGAAAAAGGAGCUGACCCAGCAAAUAUCCCGUGAGGAAGAAAUACAGAGACAGCUGCAAUCAGUUCAUAAUUGCCUGGAGAUUAAGUUGGAGGGCAUUGCCAACAAUGAUGAGGAAGAGGUUACCAUGUCAUCUGUGAUGACUGAACUUGACAUAAAGAUUCGGAAAGGGGAGACAAUGAAUAGAAGUUUGACGAAGAGAUUGGUGCAUUUUGUCAACGAACAUUUCCCAUUGCCUAGUGUUGAAGAGGUUAAGGCUGGGAAGAAGAAACUACGGUCAAGUGACAAGAAGAUCUCCAUGGAAAAUCUUGUCCCAUUUAAAGUCGUGCUUCAAGAACUGAUGAAUAAGUGCAUUGAUGAACCACACGAUCCAUAUGUGAUAAUUACAAACAGAUUCUGGCCACCAUACAUUGAACUUUUGUUGCGAUGUCAGAUAGUGCUUCGACAUCCUGAGGAUGACCAAAGAAUCAAGCUUGUUCCUUUUCAUUUAUGACGUUAUGAUCAAAAGAUGAUGCCCAGGCAUUAGUUUUCUACUGAUCACCACCGUUGUGGCGUAUUGGAUAGAGCAUCUGUGGGAGAGACAACGCUUGAUCCCUGGUCCUGUAGCACCAAGAGAUGGUACUGGAUGUUACUUUACCUGGCAAUCUGAAAUAUGGGGAUACAACAAGGACCUGUUGGUUUUGAAUCGGUUCACUGAGACAACGACAUAUCCUGGCUAAACUCUGGGGGGGGGAGCAUGCACACAUGUGAACACUUACAUUGAUGUAUAAGUGCUGUACAUUUACAUGUGACAUUAAGCCCAUUUUCAUCUUUCCCUUCUUCUUCUUCUUCCCCCCCCCCUUUCUGGCUUUCAGAUACAUUGGGGAUUGUCAACAACCUGGUUUGCCCCAUUUCGAGGUGUUCCUAUUUUAUAAAUAAAAAAUGUUUUUUAGUCAGUUGGAAAAUUGCUUUCUAACCAAACAUUAAUUGACAUUUGGUAAACUCUUCAUGUUUUGGUUUAUUUCUGAACAAACCAUUCGUUUAAAACAAUAUUUGGCCCAAUAGAAAUAAGGUGGAUGCUCCCUUACAGUGGUUGAGUCAUUGGUCGUGCCAAGGCCCAGGCUCCAUUCCCCAUAUGGGUACAAAGAUGAACCCCACAUGUGAUACUUGCCAUGAUAUGGCUGCAAUAUUGUUGGUGGCAGGAUAAAGUAUCUCCACAUGCUUGCUCUAAUAGGUUUGGAUAAAUCCAGAAAGUACUGGGGUCAAGAUUAUAUUCAUUUGGUUUUCAUGCUUAUUCCAUAAGAACAAGGGCGGUGGGGUAGUCUAGUGGUUAAAGCGUUGGCUUGUCACGCCGAAGACCCGGGUUCGAAUCCCCACAUGGGUACAAUGUGUGAAGCCCAUUUCUGGUGUCUCCCGCCGUGAUGUAGCUGGAAUAUUGCUAAAAGAGGUGUAAAACUAAACUCAGUCAGUCAGUCCGUAAGAACACAAGGUCGUUUUCUAUUUAUGAGUUCUCCCAUGUCUAUGGAGUCGCAUGUAUCAUGUUAUGCUAAGACUAUAUUUGUACUGUGUAGUAGCUGUAAUGUGCAAGUGGUGUGGGGUAACCUGCCCCUGGUCAGACCAGGAAGUUGUAUUGAAUUAUGUAAUGUGAAUAUAUUAUAGGCAAUGUGUAUCAUCCUAUGCUUGUUCUAAGGCAUGUAGUCACAAUAUGGCUGAUAUAUUGCUGUAGUGACAUUAAGUAUUAACUCACUCUAAGGCAUGUAUAUAAAUACAUAAGUCUCCUGGACAUGCCAUGUUAGACUUCCACUAGUGUCAGAGAAUCAGUUGGUUGCCUGGAAAAUGCUCCUCUUUUUGUAAUAUAUGUUCAAUAAAUUUAAUAUUGUGAGAAA